Rotaria sp. Silwood2 is the source of this 774-nucleotide messenger RNA. Lineage: Eukaryota; Metazoa; Rotifera; Eurotatoria; Philodinida; Philodinidae. The record is from the annotation of a GenBank genome assembly.
AUGUCAUCAUCAUCAUCAUCUAAUGAAGUAUUUACAAAUGAACUUAUUCGAAAACGUUUAAUACCUUAUCUUGAUAAAACACCGAAUUAUGUUGAUGAACUUUCUGAAAGUGUACCAAGAUUAAAACGAUCACGACGAGCAUCUGUUCUUGUUCCUCUUUAUUGUAAUCAAAUAACAAAUCGAGUAGAAGUUUUACUUAUGAAACGAUCAGAAAAAAUGCGAUCACAUACAGGAAUGAUUGCUUUUCCUGGUGGAAUGGCUGAUCCAACGGAUCGUGAUUCAAUUCAUACAGCUGAACGUGAAGCUGAAGAAGAAAUAGGUAUUGAACCACAUCAAUAUUCAAUAAUUGGUUGUCUUCUUCCAUUAACUGAUUCUCGUCUUGUUAUAAUAACACCUGUUGUUGCUUUACUUCAUUCACCAAAAUUUGUUGAUUUUCGUUUAUCACUUGAUGAAGCAUCAGAUGCAUUUUAUGUUGAUCUUGAACAAUUUCUUUUUGCAAAUGAAAAUUAUAAAAUGUUAGAAGUUGGAGAUGAUUUCGUAACACAUCAUUUUAAUAUUGGAAAAUAUCAUGUAUGGGGUGUUACUGCUUAUCAAUUAAUUUUAGCAGCAACAUUAAUUUAUCAACGUAUACCACAAUUUCCAGUGUUUCGUCAUGAACAAUAUUUAAAUUUAAAACAUAUAAAACAACAACAAAUGGAUUUUUUUCGAUUCUGUGUUGAUUAUCGAUAUAGAGACAAAACAAAAGAACUUGAUAAAGAAAAAAGUCGUUUAUGA